Brenthis ino (lesser marbled fritillary) is the source of this 414-nucleotide messenger RNA. NCBI's taxonomy places the organism in Eukaryota, Metazoa, Arthropoda, Insecta, Lepidoptera, Nymphalidae. The record is from the annotation of a GenBank genome assembly.
AUGAACAACAAGAUUGUAGUAUUCAUCUGCAUGGUAGGUGUGACAUCCGCCAGCAUCGUAGCGCCAGUGCCCGUGGCGCGCCUGGAUCCUUUCCCUCAAUACUCCUAUGGCUAUGACGUUCAAGAUGCGCUAACCGGUGAUUACAAGGGCCACCAAGAACACAGAAAUGGUGAUUUAGUCACCGGUUCAUACAGCGUUGUCGACCCUGACGGUACCAGGAGGACUGUGGACUAUUCUGCUGAUUCCCUCAACGGUUUCAACGCUGUCGUCCGUCGUGAACCCCUUGUGGUAGCUGCUCCUGCUAGAGUCAUCGCGCCGGCUCCCGUCGUAGCCCCCGCCCCAGUGGUUGCUAGAGCACCUGUCUUUGCCCCAGCACCUGCCCCCUUUUUAGCCCACAGACUACCUUAUUAUUUG